AUGAUUCACGAAACUCUACGAUAUGCUCAUGAAGAAGGGCACACAGAUGUUUGUUAUUCUGAAGAUGGAUGUCGUUUUAUAACUUGUGGAUCUGAUGGUGAUAUAAGAAUAUGGUCUACAGAAGAAGGAGAAGAUCCCAUCCACAACUGCAUUGGGGAAUGGGCCCUAUCAGUUCAACAAAAAGGAGAUAACUUGUACGUAGCUACAGGCAGUAAUGACAUCCAAAUCCUCAAGUUACCAGAGGGAGAUAGACAUGGAGUACUGGAUAGAUUUGUUGCCCCCAUCAAUCAUAUUGCAACAGAAAAAGAUACUCAGUUGAUUGCCUUGGCAGGCGAGGAUAUGGAAGUGAAACUAAUAGAUUUAGAAAGAGCUAAUAAAGAAGUCUUAAUAUUCGAUGGUCUCGCUGGUCCUUGUUUAAGUGUGGCAAUCACUUCAAAAUCCAAAAUGGUCGCAGCCGCAUCGGGAGACUCGAAACUGAAGGUUUGGGACAUGGAACAUCGGACCCUGCUGAAAGAAAUAAGUUGUUUUCCUAGAGUCAAUAGUUUUGCAAAUGCGAAAGUGUUAUAUGCCAUCUGAUAUUCAGCAGCAUGGUAAUACCGUCUCAAGAUAUAGACACUACAAUACAGUGGAGUUUUCGGUUGGAAUCUGCCCAUCAGGUGCAAUAACAUAUACCAGAGAAGGACAUGAAGAACCCAUUUCUGAUAAGGAACCAUUUGAAAAGUCAGAUAUCAGAAAUAUUUCACAGGAGACUGACAGAUAGCUUUUGAUUCAAUAUUUGCAAUGAAUUAAGUAUUAAGCUCUACACACCACCACUUUUAAUGAGAAGACCAAGACUAACUGAUGAGGAAGAGUUAAUGACAAAAAAGAUGACCAAAGCCAGGAUUCAUGUUGAAAGAGCUAUAGGCAGGAUAAUGUGCUAAUAGAAUCUUGUGAAUAAAUGCCCUAUUCUUUUGAUU
Molecule: messenger RNA, 956 nt
Organism: Phaedon cochleariae (mustard beetle)
Lineage: Eukaryota; Metazoa; Arthropoda; Insecta; Coleoptera; Chrysomelidae
Source: the annotation of a GenBank genome assembly